Molecule: messenger RNA, 2805 nt
Organism: Telopea speciosissima
Lineage: Eukaryota; Viridiplantae; Streptophyta; Magnoliopsida; Proteales; Proteaceae
Product: proteinaceous RNase P 1, chloroplastic/mitochondrial-like
Exons: 7
Coding region: 40-2772 (910 amino acids)
Biological process (GO): tRNA 5'-leader removal
Molecular function (GO): protein binding; ribonuclease P activity
Source: RefSeq, a predicted model, not a curated record
AUAUUCCAGCUCCAGCUCCAGCUCCAACGGCCACAAGUAAUGGCCUCCUUUACCUUCCACAACACUCUGCAACAAAAGGAACUGUUUUUCGUCAAUCUCUGUAAGUACCCAUUAAAACCCAGUAGCUGCAAAUCCUGUAGUAUUUUCUGCUCUCCUUUGUUGAUGUCGUCUAUUAGCCAGACUCUUCUUCAUCGAGAAUCCUGUUCAGCUUCUCUAGUUAGAGCUAAUGUAAGUAACAUGGCAGCUAAAAUGUGCAGUAGUAGUAGUGACCAUGCCCAGUCUACAACACAAACAGUGAACUCCAAAACUCAUAGACGAAGGGGUUAUUGUUUUACUACUCCUUUGAGGUAUAGAGAUAAAAGUGUAGAGAGAAAACAUAAGAAAAGAACGGUUAGUUCAGUUGUGGAGGAAAAAGUUGAAAGAGUGAAUGGGAAAGACAGCUACACAAGAAAAGAUAGGGAUUUUAUUAGGGAGAAAGAAAUGGGGUAUUGGCCUUCUUCUUCUUGGAGGGCUGUAGAUGGAAGGGCAAAGAUAAAAUCCAAGAAAACUAAAAUUAAUCGAGUGGUUGACAAUAAUAUGGGUGAAAACUCUCAGAAAACUGAGAGUAGCAAUCAAGCAGGAGAUGAGAAAGUGGAUAAGAAGUCGAAGAAAAUAAAAGUCGAUUCACCUGAGGUUCAGUUAAGAAUUAAGUUGGAUAUGUGCUCCAAACGAGGUGAUGUCUUGGCUGCAAUUUCUCUUUAUGACUCUGCUCGAAGAGAAGGCAUCAUGUUGAAGCAGUACCACUACACGGUGCUUCUCUAUCUUUGUUCUUCUGCUGCUGUAGGUAUUGUUCGCCCGGCUAAAAGUGGAAGUGGUAGUCGAAAUUUGAAGAAAUUGGACUUGACUACUGAGUUUUCAAAUGUGAAUUUCGCAGAAUCGUGUAUGAACAGGGACACAAGUAAUGGGAGUGUCAAUGGUUCAAACUUGAAUUUUCCUUCUUCAAGCAACAGGUUAUUGAUUGAAUCUGCUGAAAUUCAUGGAGAAAGGUCUGAUGAAAUAGAGCUUUAUUCUAACAGAUUUCUAGCAGUUGCCGACGAUGACAGUAGUUACCAUGAAAAGGAACAGAUUUCUCAUGUCCCUAGUGGGUUUGUAGAGACGAAUCAUGUAUUAUUGGAUUCUUGUGUUACUUCAGGACAGGACAAAGAUGAGUUAAUCAAUGGAAGAGAGGGAGGUAGUAAGCAAGAAGAUGAAAUCUGGGUCAGUGAAAAUGUCAAAAAGUAUGCACUCAUGAAGGGAUUUGAGAUCUAUGAGAAGAUGUGUUUGGAGGAGAUUCCUUUGAAUGAAGCAGCCUUGACAUCUGUUGCUCGAAUGGCUCUAUCAAUGGGUGAUGGAGAUCUGGCUUUUGAUAUGGUAAAGAAAAUGAAGCCGCUGGGUAUAAACCCUAGGUUAAGGUCUUAUGGCCCUGCCCUAUUAGCAUUCUGCACUGGUGGAGACAUAGAGAAAGCAUUCACUGUUGAAGAGCAUAUGUUAGAGCAUGGAGUCUACCCAGAGGAACCUGAACUGCGGGCAUUAUUACAACUAAGUGUAGAUAAUGGUAAAGCGGACAAGGUUUAUUAUUUGUUGCAUAAGCUCAGAACUAGUGUCAGGCAGGUUUCUCCUUCUACAUCAGAAUUGGUUGAGAAAUGGUUUAAGACUAAAACAGCUUCCCGUAUAGGGAAAAGAAAGUGGGAUCAAAGAUUGAUAGCUGAUGCAAUGGAAAAUGGGGGUGGAGGUUGGCAUGGUCAUGGCUGGUUGGGUAAGGGAAAAUGGACUGUUCUACACACAUCGGUCGGAGAUGAUGGUGUCUGCCAAGGUUGUGGUGAGAAGUUGGCCACAAUAGAUCUUGAUCCAACAGAGACUGAGAUAUUUGCGAAAUCAGUAGCAUCCAUAGCUGCAAAUAGAGAGCGGAAUUCAGGCUUUCAGAAAUUUCAAAAAUGGCUGGAUUAUUAUGGACCUUUUGAAGCAGUAGUGGAUGCAGCUAAUGUGGGCCUUUUAAGCCAAAGGAGAUUUUUACUCUCCAAGGUCAAUGCUGUUGUGAAUGGAAUACGCCAAAAGCUUCCUUCAAAGAAAUGGCCACUGAUAGUUGUGCAUAACAAGCGUAUCACUGGUGGCAAAAUGAAUGAACCAGCUAAUAGAGCUCUAAUAGAGAAGUGGAAAAAUGCUGAUGCACUCUAUGCAACACCUACUGGAUCAAAUGAUGAUUGGUACUGGUUGUAUGCAGCUAUAAAGUCCAAGUGCUUGAUCGUGACCAACGAUGAGAUGAGAGACCAUAUAUUUCAGCUUUUAGGAAAUGAUUUCUUCCCCAAAUGGAAGGAACGUCAUCAAGUCCAUUUCAGUUUCCAAGAAGGCGGGCCCGAGUUCCAUAUGCCUCCAUCUUGUUCUGUGGUUAUUCAGGAAUCAAAGAAAGGCCACUGGCAUAUUCCGAUUGUAUCAGAACACAAAUCUGAAAAGGAGAGAACUUGGUUAUGCAUAACACGUGCAAAAAUGCAUGUGACGGCACAAGAAUCUGCUAUCAGUUCUGAAGAAAGACGUCUUCACUAUAACAAUGGAAGUGUGGGUUCAGAUGCUCAAACCAGGAGGUCAACGAAGCUGCCACUAUUGAAUCAUGGUCAAGGAGACAUCUAUUAUCAAAAUCCUCAACACAAAUAUCAGAAAAUUACUCCAACAUCUAUAUUCUCAAAUUGCUGCUCAGUUCUGUCUGAAAUUGAGGCUGCUGAGAAACUUGGUGGGUGUAUAAUUGAUUUUCAGAUUUAAUGGAAAUGGCCAUGUGUGUUUGAGUAUCCUGAA